Molecule: messenger RNA, 714 nt
Organism: Suillus discolor
Lineage: Eukaryota; Fungi; Basidiomycota; Agaricomycetes; Boletales; Suillaceae
Exons: 8
Coding region: 1-714 (237 amino acids)
Source: RefSeq, a predicted model, not a curated record
AUGUUGGAACGAUCCAAUGGUAAGAGUGCAAUAGGAGAACAGUAUGAGGGAUGGGAACUGUCCCAAGGAUCUGGUCAAUGGAUAAUCGGUGGAGGAGGACAAGCCGAUGUGGUUGUGCUGUGGCAACCACACAACACAGUCAAUUUUACUGGAUACCUUUCUGAUGAAUCUAAGGACCAUUUUGACUCAGAAACUGAUGGUGAACAUGAAGAGGAUGGAUAUGGAGUUGCAGGAAGUAGUCGGGGUGUAAGCAGCUGCUUGCCCACUGUUCCACCACUCAAGCGGCGCAAGCUCAAGAUCCCUUUCUGCAUGGAGCAUAAAAUAAAAAAGGAAAGGCAUGCAGAUGAGAGUGGUCCAGAUGGUUUACAAGCAAAACAGACAUGUACCAUUCAAAGCCAUCUCACCCCCAUCGUGAAGAGAGGCCACUCUUCAAUCAAAGCAUCAGAAUGUGCUGCUGAAAGUCAUGGGUUCACAGCUGUCUGGGGUGGACAUCAACUGCACAGUUGGACUCAUAACUGGGUGUCAAAACGGUAUGCACGAGGUAUAGGAAUGUAUCUGAGGCUAUCAGAAGCGCAGGAACACGCAGCCGAAGGUGUGGAAAGCGCGGUGUCAUGCAUGAGUGAUAAGGAAGUCAUGGUUGGUCAUGCUUUUAAGAAGGAUGAUUCAGCUCACCCAAAGGCUUGGUUUGUCAGCUUCUGCAUGACCAAUCCCUGA